ACGCCAGGACGCUGGACACUAUUUCAGAUAGCGACUGGAAUAAGCCUACUUUUUUUUAUUGUUGUUUAGGUACGCGGUUGAGCUGUGGUUAAUUUAAGAUGCAAAAAUAUGAAAAACUUGAGAAAAUUGGAGAAGGAACUUAUGGUACAGUAUUCAAAGCGAAAAACAAAGAAACACAGGAGAUUGUUGCCCUCAAAAGGGUUCGUCUUGAUGAUGACGAUGAGGGCGUACCCAGUUCAGCAUUGAGAGAAAUAUGUCUCUUAAAGGAAUUAAAACACAAGAAUAUUGUCCGUCUUCAUGAUGUUCUACACAGUGAAAAGCGGUUGACGUUAGUCUUUGAAUACUGUGACCAAGACUUGAAGAAGUAUUUUGAUGCCUGUAAUGGUGAGAUUGAUCAAGAUGUUGUUAAGGCAUUUAUGUACCAGUUACUACGUGGCCUAGCUUUUUGCCAUAGUAACAACGUCCUCCACCGUGAUUUAAAACCACAGAAUCUACUUAUCAAUACGAAUGGUGACUUGAAGCUGGCUGAUUUUGGUCUUGCCCGUGCAUUUGGAAUCCCAGUCAGGUGCUAUUCUGCAGAGGUCGUGACCCUCUGGUACCGACCCCCAGAUGUUCUUUUUGGUGCUAAAAUUUACACAACUUCAAUUGAUAUGUGGUCAGCAGGAUGUAUAUUUGCAGAAAUGGGUAAUGCGGGACGACCGCUAUUUCCCGGCAAUGAUGUAGAGGAUCAGCUCAAGCGUAUCUUUAAACUUCUCGGAACGCCUACGGAAGAAACAUGGCCGGGCGUUUCUAAACAUCCAGAUUAUAAGCCCUUUCCAAUAUACCCGAUGUCCAUGUCAUUAGCAAAUGUUGUACCCAACCUCAGCUCCAAAGGUCGUGACCUGCUUCAACAUCUCCUGAUCUGCAACCCCAAUUUACGAAUGUCUGCAGAAGAUGGACUUCAACAUAGUUACUUUUCUGAUGUCAGUCCUGCCGUCAAAGCUUGAAGGGUGUCUGUGAUUAUCGCACGUCAUGGAGGUCUUCUACAAUUGUUGGUUGUAAUUAUAUACAGAGAUGUUGUGUCCCUCAUUGCUUUCUGUAUUUAAGGUCACUGUGAAGUUAGCAGUUACAAUUCCUGUAAGGUAUUUGUUUAUCUCUCACCGUGUAGUUGAAUGUGUUGCUUGGAGUUCCUAAAUGUACUGCAUCUUUGUGUUAGAGGGUAAGCAAUAAGCUGCUUACAUGAUGAGAGGAGUGUUCUUGGUGAAACAAUCUGAACAACUGUAGUUGACCAGCAAACCUAAACCAAGAGAGGGAGUGCAUAUGGAUGGCAGUACUUUGUAGCCUAGGUGGUAGUGCGUCAUAACCGCACACCAACAGUUGUGUGUUUACAUUUAUCUAGAAUUAAAUUGUUAACAAUUUAUAUCAAAAACAUGCAUGCCAAUCCAAGAUCACUUAAAGUAAGAGUUCAAUCUUUCACCUCUGCAUGGAAAUGUAAACUAAUAGUUACAAGUCUCCCUCUAAUUGUGGAACCUCCAAAAUAGACACCUCCAUUUAAACACCACUUUGCUUUAGCACCAGAUAAAUGUAAUUUUUUAUCUAUAAAAUCAUAAUUAUUUUUCUAGAAAUUAAAGCUGCUCAAAAGCGGUAUUUAUUUGGAGGGACACUUGUAAUUAAAAUCGGUCCGAGGGACAAAGUUAAUUUUUGAUUUAACACUGAGGGGCGCACCAAAACUUUGAUGUAUCCAGUGAGCUUCCAAAACCCUCCAAGCACUUCUUUUACACCAGUUAUUCUCAGUUUUAAUGUUACUUUUUACAUGUGACUGGUGUCGGGCCGUGUUUUCUGGCCAAUGUGGCUUGGCGGGCCGCACACAUAGGGUUUUCAUUCAUUUUCGUGGGACGCAAAAAAAAACGCUGUCGGGCCGCAUGCGUUCUCUGUCUUGUUUGAAGUUGAUAACUUAUUUUAAAUUAAGAAAAUAAAUUGUGAAAGCUUUUUGAAGGUUUUCCAAGAGUUUACCACAAUGUGUUUUUUUAAGAAUGUAGAUAUAAAAUUCAAAUGUACCAUUUUUUUUUUUUUUUUACAUUCAGCGCAUUUAAACAGCAUUAAAUAAGCCCCUGUGCAAUAUAAAUACUUUCUUGUUGCAACAUUUUGGUAAUUUCAGUAAUGUAUCUUGGAAGCAUUUGAAUUAAAUUUGACAUUUGCAAGUUAAAGUAAGUGUCAUAAAUGUA
This is a messenger RNA of Anneissia japonica, 2204 nucleotides long. Its product is annotated as cyclin-dependent-like kinase 5. Gene Ontology annotation, molecular function: ATP binding; cyclin-dependent protein serine/threonine kinase activity. The coding region runs from base 99 to 986 and encodes 295 amino acids. The record is from RefSeq and is a predicted model, not a curated record. The transcript is spliced from 8 exons. Lineage: Eukaryota; Metazoa; Echinodermata; Crinoidea; Comatulida; Comatulidae. Gene Ontology annotation, cellular component: cytoplasm; nucleus. Gene Ontology annotation, biological process: neuron apoptotic process; axonogenesis; synaptic vesicle transport.